Acanthochromis polyacanthus (spiny chromis) is the source of this 5873-nucleotide messenger RNA. RefSeq names its product dipeptidyl-peptidase 7 (gene dpp7). The coding region runs from base 59 to 1546 and encodes 495 amino acids. The transcript has 13 exons. Gene Ontology annotation, cellular component: vesicle. The record is from RefSeq and is a predicted model, not a curated record. Gene Ontology annotation, molecular function: serine-type exopeptidase activity; dipeptidyl-peptidase activity. Lineage: Eukaryota; Metazoa; Chordata; Actinopteri; Pomacentridae. Gene Ontology annotation, biological process: proteolysis.
UGGUGAACAAAGCCAAAGUUGCUGGUUUGUGAGUUUCUGAUAGCGUUCUUCCAGGAACAUGAGGACGAUAUUAGCUUUUCUAACGGUAACAGUAACCCUGUUUUGCGCUGACGUGCUACACAGCUUGUCAUACUCUCAUUUUCAGUCAAGAAAACAUGGUGGUGUCAAGGCAGAUCCCAGGUUUUCAGAGAAGUACUUCAGUCAGACUGUGGACCACUUCAACUUUAACAGCAUGGGGAAUGGAUCAUUCAAUCAGCGAUACCUGAUCACAGACAAGUACUGGAAGAAAGGCUAUGGUCCCAUCUUCUUCUAUGCUGGUAAUGAGGGAGACAUCUGGGAGUUUGCUCUGAACUCUGGCUUCAUCAUGGAGUUAGCUGCUCAGCAGGGAGCACUGGUCAUAUUUGCUGAACACAGGUACUAUGGCACAUCUCUGCCAUUUGGCAAUGAUUCCUUCAACAUUCCUCAGAUUGGCCUACUGACAGUGGAGCAGGCACUCGCAGACUAUGCUGUCAUGAUCACUGAGCUGAAACUGCAGCUGGAAGCCACAGACUGUCCUGUCAUCGUGUUUGGAGGCAGUUACGGUGGAAUGCUGUCCGUUUAUAUGAGACUCAAGUAUCCAAACAUUGUGGCUGGAGCUCUGGCAGCGAGUGCCCCCAUCCUGUCUACUGCUGGACUGGGUGACUCCAGGCAGUUUUUCCGAGACGUGACAGCUGAUUUUGCAAGUGUUGCCUCUGAAUGCAGAGAUGCUGUGAGACAAGCUUUCCAUCAACUAAAAGAAUUAGCUGAACAACAGGAUUACAGUCGCAUCCAGUCAGAAUUGGCUCUGUGUAAGCCUCCAUCAUCUGCUCAGGACAUCCACCAGCUAAAUGGCCUGCUGAGGAAUAGCUUCACACUGAUGGCCAUGUUGGACUACCCCUACAGCACUCACUUCAUGGGCAACAUGCCCGCCAACCCUGUCCAGGUGGCCUGUAAAACCAUGUUGAGGGGGUCCAACCUGCUUGCUAACCUCAGGGACACCGCAGGGAUUGUGUACAACUCUACAGGGCUGCUGACUUGUUUUGACCUAUACAGUCUGUAUGUGGAGUGUGCUGAUCCCACUGGAUGUGGACUGGGUUUCAACAGCCAGGCCUGGGACUACCAGGCAUGCACAGAGAUUGAGCUGUGCUAUGAGAGCAACAAUGUGACAGACAUGUUUCCUCCCAUGCCCUUCACUGAGAGAGAUCGAGAAGUUUACUGCUCCAAGCGCUGGUCUGUAGUUCCACGGCCAGGCUGGCUUAAAAUCCAGUUCUGGGCUGAUGCUCUCUCCACAGCCAGCAACAUUAUUUUCUCCAAUGGAGACCUGGACCCGUGGGCCAAUGGAGGGGUGCGCAAGUCUUUGAGCUCAUCAUUGGUGGCGAUCAACAUUUCUGAAGGAGCCCAUCAUCUGGACCUGAGGGGAUCUAAUGAGGCUGAUCCGUUGUCGGUAAUCAAAGCCAGGAAGAGAGAGGCUGAGCUCAUCACGCAGUGGGUGGAGAUGGAAAGGAGACGAUCACAAAAGUUACCUUAAUUUACAGGACUGGAUUAUGUAAAACAGGUGACAUAAUCCCAGUAAUGUAAAUAAUAAUUAUUAUGAAAUACUAAAUCAUUCAUUUUCAUAAUCAUUUACUUGAAAAUAUUUUUCAUUUUAUUGUAGAUAAUUUUUUCAAAGUACUCAUUUAAAAAAAAUCUGACUUUAUGUGAUUAUAGCCUUUUAUGUCAUUGAAAAAAAAUAAUUUCAUAAUGUCCCUUUUUAUGACAACGAGGUUUUAUCACAGCUUCAGCUCAUUGAGUCACUCAGAAAGGCUUUUAUAUUGUUCAGCCAAACAGAUGCUAACUGGCUAAACCUGUUAGUAGUUUUUGAAUUAGUAGUUUAGUGGGAGGGAGAAUUUUUAACCAAUCACAUGAGCCCUCCUACAAGUCAAUUCAAGCCCUUUUCAGAUACGAAAUAUGCAACAUUUCUGCUUCAUCGGUCUGUUAAAAUAAUGGGAUUCUGUCAAUUAGACAGAAUUAAUGUCACUCACAGCUUUAUACAGAGCUGUGCCCACCACAGUGACAGAGAAAGCCACUGUAUUUACCUGAUAUUUGUCAUUCACCUCAGACUGUACAGAACAUCAAGUGAUAUACAAUACAGAACAGAGCAGUAUAUGUAAAGAAUAGCAUAUUAUCUGUCCAAAUACCUGCUAUGUAACAAAUAAGUGAACUUUCUGUGUGACGGCUCACCUGUCUGUGGUGAAGAAAAGUACACAAUGUGACCUGGACGUAGAUCUUUAUCUAUCCUUUCUCUGUGUCCAAGGACAUUUAUAAUUAUAAGCAGUUAAUGCAGUUGCUGCUGUUGUUGGGUGUGUAUAAACAUGAGCAACUCUCUGUCUCUGGAGACGCAUGUAUGGAUCCUGAUGCUGCAGAUAUGACGAUACUUUAAAAACUGUUCAGCCUCUACUGGAAGCAAGGGGCGUAACUGCCCUUUUGGGAGGAAAGCCUUGAGUUAGUGUGAUGUUGCUCCAGGACAGUACUCCCAUUCCUACAGCAGGUGGCAGAAACAGCCAGAUGGCUUUGAACUGUUGCCCCAUGAACCUUAUUCACCUGACCUGACUCUGUACAUCUGUCUGUUUUCUCCAAAUGAAAUCCCUCUUGGGUGGCACAGAGAGCAAAAGGCCAGUCAGACAUUUUUGUAUAACUCAGAUUGUUAUCCCGUUGCUCCAGGGUCGUCAUGCAUUAUCUCUGUAUAGAAGACUAAUUUGGGUCUUCUCUGUAGAAAACGUGCCUGACCACCAUUCCGUUCUGUCCCUGUGUUCAUACAUUUUAAACGACUCAUUUUUUGGCUGUUUCAAAAAUUGAAGAGGUUGGACUGGCAGAUGGUUUGAGAUUAUUCAGAUUCAGGCAAAUGAAUUAGUUUUGAGGUUAUGUUUAGACAAUGGCAGGAAUUACUGAAUAAAGUAAAACAAAAAUGGAAAGCAAUAGGGUCGACAGUUUCGGUCUGUGAUGGAUGCUGCUAAAUUAUUUCAGGAUUUUAAGCUUAUAUUUGGUUAAGUUGGUUGAAUUCUUUCUGUUUUCGCAGUUUCUGGUUGUAAUUUUUUUCAGACAAUCAUUGCAAAGAGAAUAAUCAUGUAAAGAAGAGUAGGGUCAAUAUACAGUGCCUUGUGAAAGUAUUCGGCCCCUUUGAACUUUUCAACCUUUCGCCACAUUUCAGGCUUCAAACAAAGAUAUAAAAUUGUAAUUUUUUGUCAAGAAUCAACAACAAUUGAGACACAAUCGUGAAGUGGAAUGAAAUUUAUUGGAUAUUUUAAACUUUUUCAACAAAUAAAAACCUGAAAAGUGGGGCGUGCAAUAUUAUUCGGCCCCCUUGCAUUAAUACUUUGUAGUGCCACCUUUUGCUGCAAUUACAGCUGCAAGUCGCUUGGGGUAUGUCUCUAUCAGUUUUGCACAUCGAGAGACUGAAAUUCUUGCCCAUUCUUCCUUGCAAAACAGCUCGAGCUCAGUGAGGUUGGAUGGAGAGCGUUUGUGAACAGCAGUCUUCAGCUCUGCCCACAGAUUCUCCAUUGGAUUCAGGUCUGGACUUUGACUUGGCCAUUCUAACACCUGGAUACGUUUAUUUGUGAACCAUUCCAUUGUAGAUUUGGCUUUAUGUUUUGGAUCAUUGUCCUGUUGGAAGAUAAAUCUCCGUCCCAGUCUCAGGUCUUUUGCAGACUCAAACAGGUUUUCUUCCAGAAUGGUCCUGUAUUUGGCUCCAUUCAUCUUCCCAUCAAUUUUAACCAUCUUCCCUGUCCCUGCUGAAGAAAAGCAGGCCCAAACCAUGAGGCUGCCACCGCCAUGUUUGACAGUGGGGAUGGUGUGUUCAGGGUGAUGAGCUGUGUUGCUUUUACGCCAAACAUCAUUUUGCAUUGUGGCCAAAAAGUUCGAUUUUGGUUUCAUCUGACCAGAGCACCUUCUUCCACAUGUUUGGUGUGUCUCCCAGGUGGCUUGUGGCAAACUUUAAACGAGACUUUUUAUGGAUAUCUUUGAGAAAUGGCUUUCUUCUUGCCACUCUUCCAUAAAGGCCAGAUUUGUGCAGUGUACGACUGAUUGUUGUCCUAUGGACAGACUCUCCCACCUCAGCUGUAGAUCUCUGCAGUUCAUCCAGAGUGAUCAUGGGCCUCUUGGCUGCAUCUCUGAUCAGUCUUCUCCUUGUUCCAGGUGAAAGUUUAGAGGGACGGCCGGGUCUUGGUAGAUUUGCAGUGGUCUGAUACUCCUUCCAUUUCAAUAUGAUUGCUUGCACAGUGCUCCUUGAGAUGUUUAAAGCUUGGGAAAUCUUUUUGUAUCCAAAUCCGGCUUUAAACUUCUCCACAACAGUAUCUCGGACCUGCCUGGUGUGUUCCUUGGUCUUCAUGAUGCUCUCUGCACUUUAAACAGAACCCUGAGACUAUCACAGAGCAGGUGCAUUUAUACGGAGACUUGAUUACACACAGGUGGAUUCUAUUUAUCAUCAUCAGUCAUUUAGGACAACAUUGGAUCAUUCAGAGAUCCUCACUGAACUUCUGGAGUGAGUUUGCUGCACUGAAAGUAAAGGGGCCGAAGAAUAUCGCACACCCCACUUUUCAGUUUUUUAUUUGUUAGUAUAAAAUAUCCAAUAAAUUUCAUUCCACUUCACGAUUGUGUCCCAAUUGUUGUUGAUUCUUGACAAAAAAUUAAAAUUUUAUAUCUUUAUGUUUGAAGCCUGAAAUGUGGCGAAAGGUUGAAAAGUUCAAGGGGGCCGAAUACUUUCACAAGGCACUGUAUACUUGAGGGACUUUUGAAGUCCAAGGGAUAUAUCUUGCAUACGUUUUUAUGAAGUUUUUUUUAAGUCACUAUGAUCAUGUCUUUACAAAUUCCGUAGUUAUUUAUUAUGUAAACAAUCACAUAUAAAUCUAUCUAAUAUCAUAAAAAAUGAAAGGAUAUCACUAAAAUGUCAACCACCUUCUAAUUAGCUAAACAAUAAUAAAAAGAGCUUUUUCAGAAAUUGUUCUUUUGUUUUGUUCUUUUUAUUAAGUUGAGAUAAUCAUGACAGAUAUUUCUUUUCUGCCAAUACAUCAAAUUUUAGAUGGAAAAUAAUGCAUUGUAUCUGUGUCUGAGAAAUCGCUUUCAGCUAAGUUCCCCAUUACAAAAACACCUCUCAAGGAAGUGUGUUAAUUCCAGAUCACAUGACCACAUGAUGUCAUUUCUUCCUGAAGAAAAGACUGGCCAGACUCCAAGGCUUUCUGAGUUAUUUAAUAUAAAGUAGUGUCUGAGUUAAGUAUGGAUUUAUUGUAUGUCAGCAGGUUUACUACAAUAUCUUUCUAAAUAGCUUUCAAUUCCAAUUUUACUCAGUUGUGUAUAUAUAAUAUUUUAGAAUAAUCUUUGUCUAAAAAUGCCAUGUUGUGUUUGGUUUUAGGUGGCCAUGUUGAUUAUAGGCCAGAGAACAGCAAAACUGUCAUCUCUGAUACCUUUCAACUAUGUUUUAAAAAGUCCCGCAAUGAUAUAUUGACCCAGCAGGACCUGGUGGUGCUUCAGAGCAACGCACAUCUCCACAAACAUGACCAGGAGCAGGAAGAUCCCCGUGCUGUGGACUCAUCUACACUGUUGAUGAGAAUCUGGAGACUCUAGAUGUGACCUUUAUCCAUGAAGGAAUAGCAAAGCUUGAACGUUGGUGCAAAAAGUGUAAUGAAGCAGACAGAGACUAUUUUGAAAAAUAAUGCAAGAACAGUCUUUCCACUGUGACAGUGUUUGGUGAGAACUUUAAGUAGCCUCGUGUUUAAUAAACUGAGAAGAAAGGGGCUCAUAAACAAGUGGAAGCAACAAACUAAAUUUCAACUCCUGUUCAUGUUGUCAAAACUCAGAUUAAACUGAUUAUUGGUGAGUCAUCA